CCACUAUAAAGGACCAUCGUCGAAGCCCCCCCCCUUAGGACACAGAUCUUUGACCUCUCCUUCUUUCUCAAGCCAGCUUGUUCCUGACGAUCGGCACCAGUUCUGAUUUCCAUUUCCACCUCCCCCCCCCCGCGUCAACAAGAACUCUUCCACAAUGAAGGCGCCGGUCACCAUCCUGGCCCUCCUUUUCUCGGCGGUCAAGAUCUCCGCCUUGGCCGUAGCAGAGCCUGCCGCAGUGGCAGACUCCGCUGCCGUCGCAGAUAAUAACGACGGACUUGCCGUCGUCGCUAGGGACGUCGCAGACGGGCAUCACGGACACGGACAUCACGGACAUGGGCAUCACGGGCAUCACGGGCAUCACGGGCACCACAGCAGCAGUCACCACGACUGCCACUCACAGCACUGCCUCGGUCACCACCAACGCGAGGGCUGCCAGCACUGCGGAGGUCAUAAAGGCCACGGCCAUCAAGACCACGGCCAUCACUGCCACCACCACCACCAUGUUAAUCACCACCACAGUCACCAUGGUCACCAUGGUCAUGGUGGCCAUCUCCACGAGAAGCGGCACGAAGGUGAUAAGGGUAAGAUCUGGGGUAAUGUCGACCAACGUUCCGGCGGUCACGCGCACGACUGCCAGUCGGGCUUCUGCCAUAACAACCACAACCACCACGCCUGCAGCCACUGCAACGCCUUCGGCAGCAGUCAACAACACCACGGCCAUGAUCACCACGCUCAUGGUCACCACCACGCUCAUGGUCACGGCCAUCAUGAUGGUCACCACGGCCAUCAUAAGCAUGAACUCGGUCAUAAAGGCGGUCACGGCGGCGUUCACGGUGGCGGUCACGGUGGCGGUCACGGUGGCGGUCACGGCGGUGGCCAUAAAGACGGCCAUAAAGUCGGCCACGGACACGGACACGGCCAUGGCCUUGGCCAUUUGAACAUCAAGCUCGAAUCGUGCGAUUCGGACUUGUGCCGCACCAACCAGCACCACCACGCGUGCCGGCACUGCCUUCACAACCAGCAUCAUUCUCAAGGCCACAAGCAUCACCAUCAUCGCCACGAUUGCAAUUCGCAGCACUGCCGCGGCCACUUCAACCGCAGCGGCUGCCAGCAUUGCCAUAAGGAGAACAAGCAACACCACGAGUUCCGCGAGUACUACCGCCGCAAGCACUUCCGCAAGAACGAGUGCGAGUCGGAGCGGUGCCGUAAGGACUUCCGCCAGGAGGGCUGCCGUCAUUGCAUUGAAGCGCCCAAGUGCACCAAGGGCGGCUGCGCUAUCGUUGUUACCACGGGCCCCGCCCCCGUGACUAAGGAGGUCCCCUCCAAGGCCAUUGAGGUUCCUGUCCCCGACUGCCCGGCCUGUCCUCCUCAGCAGAAAUGGGUCCCGGCCGUUCCCGUUCCUCAGCUCCCUCAGCCUGCUCCCGAGCCCGCUCCUCAGUUCAUUCAGCCCGCUCCCCAGCCCGCUCCCCUGCCCGCUCCCCUGCCCGCUCCCCAGCCCGCCCCUCAGUUCAUUCAGCCCGCUCCUCAGCCCGCUCCUCAGCCCGCUCCUCAGCCCGCUCCUCAGCCCGCUCCCCAGCCCGCUCCCCAGCCCGCUCCCCAGCCCGCUCCCGAGCCCGCUCCCGAGCCCGCUCCUCAGCCCGCUCCCCAGCCCGCUCCCCAGCCCGCUCCCCAGCCCGCUCCCGAGCCCGCUCCCGAGCCCGCUCCUCAGCCCGCUCCUGAGGUCCCCGCCCCCGCUCCUGAGCAGCCCGCUCCUCAGCUCCCUGUUCAGCCCGAGCCCGAGCGCCCGCUGCCCGUGAUCGUCAGCGGAGCUACUCGCCUCCAAGCCUUCUCGGGUCUCGCGGUGGCUGGCCUUGCUGCCAUCGCCCUCUUCUAAGGGACGUGACUGUCCCUUGAUCCGGCAUGUCAUGGGAUGAAAGGGAUAAAGUGCAACGAUUCCUGGAUUGGGGCGGUUUAAAAAAUUAAGAGGGUUGGCCCUAUGAGGUCUCCUGCGGGAUACUGCGUGUUGCUCGAUUGUCCCUUUGCUUCCCGCGCCGACCUAGUGAUUUCCCUGGUUUCCCUGAUUCCCCU
This is a messenger RNA of Sodiomyces alkalinus F11, 2067 nucleotides long. RefSeq lists its product as hypothetical. The transcript has a single exon. Bases 155 to 1873 code for a protein of 572 amino acids. The record is from RefSeq and is a predicted model, not a curated record. NCBI's taxonomy places the organism in Eukaryota, Fungi, Ascomycota, Sordariomycetes, Glomerellales, Plectosphaerellaceae.